Messenger RNA from Saprolegnia parasitica CBS 223.65, 2112 nucleotides. RefSeq lists its product as hypothetical. Bases 1 to 2112 code for a protein of 703 amino acids. The transcript is spliced from 5 exons. Gene Ontology annotation, cellular component: dynein complex. Gene Ontology annotation, biological process: microtubule-based movement. NCBI's taxonomy places the organism in Eukaryota, Oomycota, Saprolegniomycetes, Saprolegniales, Saprolegniaceae. Gene Ontology annotation, molecular function: dynein light intermediate chain binding; dynein intermediate chain binding; minus-end-directed microtubule motor activity. The record is from RefSeq and is a predicted model, not a curated record.
AUGGCGGAAGCCGGAGCCGCGGUCGACGUCGACGCUCGGCGUGGCAGCCGCAACAACGCGCCGGACGGCCGCGUCGAGUACGUGAGCCGCUUGCUUGAGACGGCUUUCCGCGCGUCCAACUUGGACCACGUGCACAGCUUUGUGACGAGCGACGGGACGCGCCAGCGGAUCCUCGAGUUUCUCGGCGCAAGCGAGAGCCGCCUUUUGCUCGUGUACGAGGCCGGCGCGGGCAGAUUCACAAUCGCGCACUCGAUCCAGACCGCGACGGCCAAGGCGCAAAGCGACAUCUUCUACCUCAUCAAGGUCGCCAAAGGCGCCGUCUCGGCCGAGCACGUGGGCGCCGAGCUCCUCGCAGGCUCGCUCAACCGCAGCGUGCUCGAGACCAUGUCGCGCAUGAUGCAAGACGUCUUUGUGCCACUCGUGUCGCACAGCGGCAACCAGCACGCGUGGCCGGAAAUGGUCGCGACCUCCAUCUCGGAGAACCUCCAGCUCUUCCUCUCGAGCCUCCAGAUCACGCUCGGGCAAACCAAAGGCGAGACGUGCUUGCCACUGCCACCCGAGCAGUCAACGUAUACCAAGACAAUAGGCGACGAGUCGGACCAUGGCGUCCCCAUCAAAGACCAAGUCCAUGUGCUCGAAGGCUGCCUCAUCACGUGGACCAAGCAGAUCAAGAACAUCCUCAAACAAGACCCCGAGACACUCCUCAACGCCAACGAGAAGGGUCUGCACCCUGGUCCGUCCGAGGAAAACCGCUUCUGGCUCGGCAAAGCGCGCAAUCUCAACUCGAUCUUUGACCAGCUCCAGAGCGAUAGCAUUCGCAAGGUGCUCCAGUACCUCGACGCGACCAAAAGCACGUACAACGUACCGUUUGCCAAGCUCUGCAAAGAGGUCUUCCACGCGCGCGCCGAGGCCAACGACAAUGUGCUCUUCCUUGCGCCUCUCUUGCCAUGGUUCCACGCCAUGGAGCGCGAGACGACCUUUACAGCGCUUGUCGAGCUCUUCCGACCCAUGAUGCAUUCCAUUCUUCUUGUUUGGAAGUGGAGCCGCUUCUACAACACACCGCCGCGGCUCGUCGUGCUCGUACGACACAUUUGCAACGAGCUCAUUCGCAAGGCGUUUGCGUACAUGAACGGCGCGAUGCUCUUUGAGCUCAUGGCCGCCGACGAGACACCACGCGCGCUGGAGAACCUCAAGACCACCCUACGCGUAUGUGCCCACUUUAAAGCCGUGUACUUUGACUACAAGGCCAAAGCCAACACCGAGUGUCCGCAAAACCAGUGGCGCAUUCAAAACAACGCGCUCUUUGUUCGCCUCGACGCGUUCUUGGAGCGCUGCCACGACGUCCUCGAACUCACGCAGACCAUUGUCCAGUUCGGCAAACUGGCCAAAAUUGAAGUGGGUGGCACAAAGGGCAAGACGCUCACAACGUCCGUGCAGCAGAUUUACGCCGACUUUACCGACACGGUCGUUGUGGUGCAGAACGUCGCGUACGACCUCUUGGACAUUGAUGCCAAGGGCUUUGACGACGACUUUUACGAAUUUCGAUCGAAAAACAAGGAGCUCGAGCGGCGCUUGGCGAGCGUUGUGAACCAAGCGUUUGAUGACGCAACGUCGAUCACGGGUCGCUUCAAGCUCCUCGACUCGUUCGACGACCUCCUCGAGCGGCCGAUCAUCAAGAACGAUCUCGAGAAGAAACACGCGAUUCUGAUUGCAGCGUACAGCGCCGACCUCCACGCAGUUCAGCAAGUCUUUGUCGAGAAGCGGGAGAGUCCACCGAUUGGGUACAACUUUCCGCCGUUUGCCGGCGCCGUCGCGUGGGCGCGCGGCCUCCGUGACCGCAUUGGGUAUCCGAUGGAGAAGCUCAAGUGGCUCAACCGUGCGAUCCUCGAGCGCGAAGACUCGAAGGACGUCAUCAAGAUGUACACGACGCUGGUCGGGUCGCUCAUGGAGUUUGAGAGUGCGAGCGUCAAAACGUGGGCGCACUCGAUCGAGGUCUCGAGCAAGUCCAAGCUCAAGCUGCCGCUGCUCCGCAAGGAGGCCGAGUCAGGUCUCGUCUUUGUCAAUUUCGACCCGGCCCUCGUGCAGCUGCUGCGCGAAGUCAAGUACUUUUGA